GAAGGAAUCCUGUAUUCUGCAUUGCUGCUGUUCGCGCUCUCGGUGGUCUCCUGGCUUCUGGACAACUACUUCUGCAGCGUGCUGCGGAACUUGCCGGGGGGUUUGCCAUACCCGCAGCUGCACACUUGGUGGCACGUGCUCAUAGCAUUGACCUUGCAUUGCAUCAUGCUCUUGCUGCAUCUGGAUUCGCGACGCCACUCCAGCAGUCUCGUUGUGGACUACGUGGCGGGUUUCUUCCCCAUGAUUCGGGGCUAG
Molecule: messenger RNA, 255 nt
Organism: Symbiodinium necroappetens
Lineage: Eukaryota; Dinophyceae; Suessiales; Symbiodiniaceae
Source: the annotation of a GenBank genome assembly